AUGGUCUUGAUCUUAGUUUGUGAUACCAUUCAUUGCGCAAAGGAAGUUGUGUACGAUAGCCAAGUGAAGCUGCGAGCCGUAACUGCUAGAGGAGAUGACUUAAAGCCGACGGGAACCAUGAGUGGAGGAGCUCCUGAUCGCCGAGGACCAAUCCUUAUGGAUCUUAUUGACUACACUACGUUCAAGUCAGAAAUCGCUUGGAAACAAGCUGAAAUGGAAAAGCUUGGAAAAGAAGUAUCGAAGUACGAUAAAGUUCGUGGCCGAUACUCGGAAUUAAAGGACAAACUGGAACGUGCUUCUGCUCGUUUGGAAGCCUUAAAAGAAUCAUUUAAGGACGGUCCUUUGCAGCAACUGAGCGAAGAGAUUAAAGUACUCGAAAAGGUGGUUAAUUCUAGGAUUAGUCUGGCUGAUUUUGGGAUACAUGUUCCAUCAAUCUUUCCUAAUGAGACAGUGAUCCAGUUUGAUUAUUUCUUGGCUUCAGGAUCUUCCGGAAUGUGA
Molecule: messenger RNA, 498 nt
Organism: Strongylus vulgaris
Lineage: Eukaryota; Metazoa; Nematoda; Chromadorea; Rhabditida; Strongylidae
Source: the annotation of a GenBank genome assembly